Molecule: messenger RNA, 4009 nt
Organism: Sinocyclocheilus grahami
Lineage: Eukaryota; Metazoa; Chordata; Actinopteri; Cypriniformes; Cyprinidae
Product: adenylate cyclase type 6-like
Exons: 19
Biological process (GO): cAMP biosynthetic process; adenylate cyclase-activating G protein-coupled receptor signaling pathway; intracellular signal transduction
Cellular component (GO): plasma membrane
Molecular function (GO): adenylate cyclase activity
Source: RefSeq, a predicted model, not a curated record
UUAUGUGCCAAUGCGAUGAUUUUCCUGUGCACCAACAUCAUUGGCAUCUGCACACACUACCCAGCAGAGGUGUCUCAGAGACAGGCCUUCAAGGAGACCAGAGGAUACAUCCAAGCCAGAAUACACCUUCAGAGAGAGAACCAGCAGCAGGAGCGCCUGCUGCUCUCUGUGUUGCCAAGGCACGUUGCCAUGGAGAUGAAGGCAGACAUCAACGCCAAGAAAGAGGAUAUGAUGUUCCACAAGAUCUACAUCCAGAAGCACGACAAUGUCAGUAUCCUAUUUGCAGACAUCGAGGGCUUCACCAGUUUGGCGUCUCAGUGCACGGCUCAGGAGCUUGUGAUGACCCUUAAUGAGCUUUUUGCUCGCUUUGAUAAAUUGGCUUGGGAAAACCACUGUCUGCGUAUCAAGAUCCUGGGGGACUGUUAUUACUGUGUGUCUGGACUUCCGGAGCCAAGGGCAGAUCACGCGCACUGCUGUGUGGAGAUGGGAGUGGACAUGAUUGAGGCCAUCUCAUUGGUGCGAGAGGUCACAGGAGUGAACGUGAACAUGCGCGUGGGAAUACAUAGCGGCCGUGUGCACUGCGGGGUGCUCGGCCUACGCAAAUGGCAGUUUGAUGUCUGGUCCAACGAUGUCACACUGGCCAACCAGAUGGAGGCGGGAGGUCAAGCAGGGCGGAUCCACAUCACCAAAGCCACACUGCAGUAUUUAAAUGGUGACUAUGAAGUGGAACCAGGUUUUGGAGGGGAGAGAAAUGCUUACUUGAAAGACAACAACAUCGAGACGUUUUUUGUGCUGGGCUGCAGUCAGAAAAGGAAAGAGGAAAAAGCAAUGAUGGCUAAGAUGCAGCGUGCUAGAGCCAACUCUUCAGAGGGUCUGAUGCCGCGGUGGGUUCCUGACCAAUCUUUCUCCAGGACUAAAGAUUCCAAAGUUUUCAGACAGAUGGGCAUAGAUGAAGCCUCCAUCAAAGAUAACCGCUGUGCCCAAGAGGCUCUGAACCCAGAGGACGAGGUCGAUGAGUUUUUAGGUCGUGCCAUUGAUGCUCGUAGCAUUGACCAGCUGAGGAAAGACCACGUCAAGAAGUUCCUGCUCACAUUCCAAACACAUUUUCUGGAGAAAAAGUAUUCAAAAAAGGUGGAUGAUCGUUUUGGUGGUUACGUGGCCUGUACACUCGUCGUCUUCUGCUUUAUUGUUUUUAUACAAAUAAUCAUAUUUCCACAUACACCGUUAAUGCUGGGCAUGUUCAUCAGCAUCUUUAUUAUUCUCGCCCAUGUCCUCUUUAUAUGUGCCAUUUACUCCUGUGUUAAGCUUUUCCCAGUUACCUUGCAGACAGUGUCAAAAAGGAUUGUUCAGUCCCGUGUCAACAGCACACUCGUUGGAGUCUUUACAAUUCUGCUUCUUUUCACCUCUGCCUUCGUUAAUAUGUUUACCUGUGACCGGGAGGAUCUGCUAAAAUGUGUGGCGGGACAGUUGAAUAUUUCUGAUUCAGUCACGCUGUGUCUGCUGUAUAAUCUGACUGGACAAGCAGAGGAACCCCUCUUCUUCUGUCCCGGGCAGCCUUCAACAUGUCUUUUACCCGAGUAUUUCACAUACAGUGUGCUGCUGACUCUGCUGUGCUGCUCAGUGUUCCUGCACAUCAGCAGUAUAGGCAAGCUGGUCCUCAUGCUCUUCAUCCAGGUCUGCUUCCUGCUGCUAGUGGAGUGGCCUCUAGUCACGCUGCUAGACAACGCCGACCUGCUGGUUACCGCCAAUGCAAUUACUUACAUGGCAGCAUCUGGAUUGAACGACUCGACGUAUGACAAAGAGGGCCGCACACACAUUCUAGCUCUUGCUGACUAUGCCAUGAGGCUACGAGAACAGAUGAAGUACAUCAACGAACACUCAUUCAACAACUUUCAGAUGAAGAUAGGUUUGAACAUUGGGCCAGUGGUUACUAGUGUGAUUGGAGCCAGAAAGCCUCAGUAUGACAUAUGGGGCAACACAGUGAAUGUGGCCAGUCGCAUGGACAGCACAGGUGUUCCUGAUCAUAUCCAGAUAUGUUUAACAUGUAUUUCUGAAGAGAAAUAUAAGCAGUUGGAGAAGAUCAAAACUAUUGGUAGUACUUACAUGGCAGCAUCUGGAUUGAACGACUCGACGUAUGACAAAGAGGGCCGCACACACAUUCUAGCUCUUGCUGACUAUGCCAUGAGGCUACGAGAACAGAUGAAGUACAUCAACGAACACUCAUUCAACAACUUUCAGAUGAAGAUAGGUUUGAACAUUGGGCCAGUGGUUACUAGUGUGAUUGGAGCCAGAAAGCCUCAGUAUGACAUAUGGGGCAACACAGUGAAUGUGGCCAGUCGCAUGGACAGCACAGGUGUUCCUGAUCAUAUCCAGGUGACCACUGACUUAUACCAUGUACUAGAAAGGAAGGGCUACCAGCUGGAGUGCCGUGGACUGGUGAAAGUGAAGGGGAAAGGAGAUAUGACCACUUAUUUCCUCAACAGUGGUCCUGUCUGCAGUUAACACUGACCAAAUGCCUCUCAAUGCACUGAAAUGAAGGAAGGACAACAAAAGGCUCUGAACGGGAUUUGAGCAGAUCCAAAUAUAACCACUCACAAGUUUUCUAGCUCACAAGCAUUAGUUGGGCAUGUGUGGUAUUUAUAUAUGCACCUAUUGGGAAUAAUGAGGUACGCUCUACCUGAAAGAUUUAAUGAAGAACUGUUGCCUUAGAGAAGACAUUGAAGAAAGUUUGGUUUUCUUUUUUAUUUUGUGGGAAAGACUUCUUCCAUACCAAAAUUUUAAUUCUUUAUUUAUUUUGACAGGUUUUAAACCAUGUAAAUAAAAAAUGAUUAUAUAUGCAAGCAUCAAGAAGCAAGAAGAAACUGACCAAAGAACAAAUGAUUUGAUAUAGGAACACUACACACGCCAUGUAAACUGUUUGCAAUGUCCAAACAAGUGUUAUUCUUUUGUCUGGCUUUCCUUUUUUGGCCUCAUGCCACUCUCUACCACAUCGUAUUCUAUUAUAAACACUAAAGCAAAAAACAUCUGUCUUCAUUGAAGGCCUUAGAAACAGGAAUCCUAAUACAAGUGACUUGUAUUUACAGUUCGUAUGAUUUAUGAGUGAUCAACAUGUUUUUCCCUUUUAGUAUUUGUGUACAAAAGAGGUAAAUGAAGGACGAGAAUGGCAUUGGACAAAUUUUCCUUGGUCAUUUGUUCAUUUAUGUGUGUGGACGGUGUGUAAAUGUGUGUCUGUUAUCUUUAAAAGGACAUAAUAGCUCACUGUGAGGUUUAUAAAAUGAAUUUAAAAUAGCCAUUUUGCCGGAUUAAGUGCUAAUUAGAUUAAAUUCUUUGCAUUUAUGUGUUCAAUUGAUAACUGAUGUAAUUUCCCUUUCAUUUGAGUUCAUAAAUGUGUUACACAAAUUUCAAGUCUUAAUUCAUUCCUGUAUAAAUCAAUGAAAAAAAUGAACAUAAAUAUGACCAAGACCUCAUAUAAUUCCAGCACAGUAUGGUCAGCAACGGUAUAGUCUUCUUAAGACCCUUGUAAAUAUGUGUAAAUGUGCUGAGAGGCCUGUUGGGCUUAGUGGUUGCUGACAAAUGUGGCUGGACUGCAAAGUUGUUUGUCUGACAGUGUUCAGCAUUAGUCAAUUUCAGCAUUUCCUCAUGAACGCUCUUAGUCAUUCUUGCACAUUUGUCAACAUUAUUUAAAAAUUAUGCAAUUACCAGUCAAACGCAUAGGUUAGCACUGCUGCAGAGUAUUUUUGCCAUAUUUCUGAAUUUUCCAUUCCUACUGUAUAGAUGCAUCUUGAUGAUUGUGUUGCAAGAAACAUCCUUCUCCGUCCUUAACAUGAAUUUCCCAAUAUGAAUGUACAUGUAUGUUUAACAUUCUCACUUUGUCAUAGACAUCAAAUCACACACGGUUUUUAGUUUAAAUAUGUUUGUGGUACAUGGACCUUUCAGGACCCUUUUCAUUAAAAGGUGGCAAAUCAAUAAAUUGGGUGUUUUUGUAAGAAUGAUGUCUCAAUACCAUAUC